Messenger RNA from Cylicostephanus goldi, 1028 nucleotides. The record is from the annotation of a GenBank genome assembly. Lineage: Eukaryota; Metazoa; Nematoda; Chromadorea; Rhabditida; Strongylidae.
AUGAAACCUCUCCUAAGUAAGACGGACAACGAACUUACAGCUUUAGUGUACACUUUUUUGAAAAACGUCUUGGAUCUACCAGUUGGAUCUCACCCAGACAAAGGGCUUGGUAAAAAACGAAUUAUCUGCAAUCGGACUCUAUUAUUUCUCAAACAUAUAAAUAUUUACGACAGGAUGAGCGAACGAGUUGCUGCUGCUAUUGCUUUGUGGCAAUGGGAAAGCAUGCGCGAAGAUCGUGCUGAAUUGAUGGACCAAGUCACCAAGAAACUGGAGACCAUUGCCGAUGCACCAUACGUGUAUGAGUCAAAUAUAUACUCGGCGUUAUCCAUAAUACACAAGCUGCCUACGGCAUGCAUCGAAACCGUUCGUGAGCUCAUGCGACGUGCUGUUGAUAAAGAUGCAAAACAGCGAUUAAUUAUUCUAUGUGCAGACUUACUGCUGACUUUCAUGAAUGCCAUCAAAGCACAGAGAAGGUCAGAUGGUGACUUGCAAUGGACAACCGGAGCAAUUUCUAACGCAUAUCUGCUUGCGUGCAAAAUUCUUCUUAAUGAGCUGCAGGGGCAAGACUUAUCUCAAAGUCAGCGCCUUCAGUUGAGAGAUUACGUUAUCAGUUUGGCAAGAUUCCACCUUAGCGAAUGUCAUGAACCCAUAGAUGGUCAUGAAGUCAUUGUGGCUUUGUACGAUCUUGGAGAGUAUGAUGUAGCAGUGGAUCUAGCAGAACAAUUCAAGGAUUUCAAAGUACUGAUAAAAGUUUGCCUUCAACUCGAUGAUGCUGAUCGCCGUGCUAGACUGGAUGAAUAUAAACGACGGUACUAUGCUGACGAAUUUGAUAUGUACCUCUGUAGGUACUUGAAAGAAAAAAAGUUGAAUCAUAUGUUGCUCGAAGAGAAGGGUGAUCGAGUUGACCGUUAUCUAUUAUCCUGCGAAGGUAUUCGCUGGAGACGUGAGCUGCAGAAUCGUCAAUUUGAGCAGGUCUGUGUCAUCAGCAAUAAAGGCACUGUAUCCCCCUCACAUAUCCCCACUUAAAG